CAGUUGGGUGACACAUCAGCAGAAAAUCUCUUAUUUCCACCUCUCAUUUCCUUCUCUCCAAUCUUUGUCUAUCUAUCUAAGCACCAAGCCCCAUUCUCUUCCCAACAGCAACCACUAGAGCAUAUCAACAAAGAAGAAUUGGAGACAAUGGCUAGUGUUUCUAUGGCUAUGCGACUGACUUCUGCAAGCCAGAAUAGGCUGCUCCAGAGGCCAACCUCUGAAGCCUUUUUCCAGCCACUGCAAGUGAAGCCAUCAAAGAAGGCUGUGGCAGUGAAGCCGAAGUCCAGGGGCAGUCGGCUUGAAGUGAAGGCUUCUCUCAAAGAGAAGGCAAUCACAGGUCUGACAGCCGCCGCAUUGACAGCUUCCAUGGUGCUGCCUGAGGCGGCUGAAGCAGCCUCCGGCGUCUCCCCAUCUCUCAAGAACUUCCUGCUCAGCAUUGCGGCCGGCGGCGUCGUCCUUGGUGCAAUCGUCGGAGCUGUUAUCGGCGUCGCCAACUUCGAUCCCGUCAAGCGAACCUGAGAAGAUGAAUCCCGAAUUUCUGUGAAUUUUCUUCUUUCUCUCUCUCAUCUUGUCAUUAGUUUCUGUUGCCUAAUUUAGCAAUCUGCAAAACUUUUACCCAUAUGUAUAUGGAUCUCAUGAUUUGAAUUCAAAGACUCGUUGUUCUUAGAACACUGCAUCAAA
Molecule: messenger RNA, 681 nt
Organism: Vitis riparia (riverbank grape)
Lineage: Eukaryota; Viridiplantae; Streptophyta; Magnoliopsida; Vitales; Vitaceae
Exons: 1
Biological process (GO): photosynthesis
Cellular component (GO): membrane; photosystem II
Source: RefSeq, a predicted model, not a curated record